GCUCACGGGUGGUGUAGGCUACUCCAUAUCAUCAUUCAUUGAAAGUCAUAACCAUCCCAUGAUGUCCCUUCAAUCUAGGCCCUUUUUGAAAAUGAACAGAAAUCUAGAAAUUGGCCACAAGAAGUUUAUGUUGAAUUGUGCAAAGGCGAACAUUGGCCCUAUGAAGUCCUACCAAUUGUUUAAGGAAUCAGUUGGUGGCUUGAAUAAUGUGGGUGCCACUGCAAUUGACUUCAAAAAUUUCAAACGAGACUUAAAGGCAUAUAUUGCAGGCGCUGAUGCUCAAAUGCUCAUUGACAAACUAUUCAAAAAGAAACAAACAUGCUCUGCAUUCCAUUUUGACUAUGAUGUUGAUGAGAGUGACCAGCUAACUAGGGUAUUCUGGUGCGAUCCUAUUGCUAAAAAGAACUACGCAAUGUUUGGAGAUCUCAUUUCAUUUGAUGCAACCUUCAACACAAAUAGGUACAAAAUGGUUUUUACACCAUUUACUGGUGUAGAUAAUCACCGCAGAUGUGUAACCUUUGCAGCUGGUCUGCUGCGCAGAGAAGAUGUUCCUUCGUACAGAUGGUUGUUCAAUCGCUUUCUUGAUGCUUCUAUGGCUAUUGCUAAUCCAGAGGUUUUCCCAAACACAGUCCAUCGUCUCUGUAUGUGGCAUAUUACCAACAAAAUUACGUCCAAAGUUGACAAUGAACUUGCAAAAGAUCAGGACUUUUUGACAAGGUUAAACUCUGUAAUAUGGAGUCAUUACCUCGAGCCUGAAGACUGGGAAAAACAAUGGCAUGAGGAUGCAGGUGCUGGAGAACCUAACCUCUUUGAAAAUUACUGUGGUGUUCCCGCUCCAUCAGUGAUUAAAGUGCUUCCACCUCAACCAGCUCACAACAAGGGUAGUGGUAAGCGCAUCAAGAGUGCUAAAGAGCUCCAGAUUGAACAAAGCAAGAAGAACAAACGCUUGUGUCGAACUUGCAAAGAGCUGGCCUAUCACGAUAGUAGAAAUUGUCCGAUGAAUACUUUGACAUAAUAUUACUUUUUUCCUACAAACAUUUUAUUUUUUUUGUGUUGAAUCUUUUUAGCGCAAGAUGGACUCAUGUGUCCCAUAUAAGGUCCCCCCCCCCUCUCCUUUAAUUUUUUCCCAUUACUUGUGUAUUACUCCAAUUUUGAUUACCAAUGAAAUAAUUUAUUCAUCAAUUCAUGCAUUGUACGUAUCUCCACAUCAUCAAAAGUUAGACUUAUGUUCCAACACUGCCUCACACACUUCACCUUACAUGAAACACGAAUGAAACGCCUUAAUAGUU
Molecule: messenger RNA, 1289 nt
Organism: Cuscuta campestris
Lineage: Eukaryota; Viridiplantae; Streptophyta; Magnoliopsida; Solanales; Convolvulaceae
Source: the annotation of a GenBank genome assembly